Messenger RNA from Schizophyllum commune H4-8, 3866 nucleotides. Its product is annotated as DUF221-domain-containing protein. The record is from RefSeq and is a predicted model, not a curated record. Gene Ontology annotation, molecular function: calcium-activated cation channel activity. NCBI's taxonomy places the organism in Eukaryota, Fungi, Basidiomycota, Agaricomycetes, Agaricales, Schizophyllaceae. Gene Ontology annotation, cellular component: plasma membrane. The transcript is spliced from 17 exons. Bases 108 to 3584 code for a protein of 1158 amino acids.
CGCUCUUGCUCUCAAAGACCAUCACGACCCGUCUGCACCUCACCAACUGCAGUACCCUACACUCCUUCUGACCUCGAACACAACCCUCGCAGUGGUUGCGCGCCACGAUGUCGACGACAACCACGUCCGCCGCACCGUCUGCGUCUACCUCAACCGACACCACGGACAUAUCCAACGCCAAGGCAGCCAGCACCGACUCCUUCGUGACCGCUCUCGUCUUCAACGCCAUCGUCUUUGGUGCAGAAAUUGGUGUCUUUACUGUCCUCAGACCGUGGUUCAGGGCGAUCUAUGAGCCCCGUACAUACGUCCCGCCGCCGUCGAAGCGGUCCCCCACGAUAGAUGCCCUCGCAGGGCUGCGCAGGGUGUCGAACGCGACGCUAAGCAAGUUGGAUCCGAGGACUCUCCUCGCCUGGCCUAUCGCUGUGUACAAGGCCGAUGCAGAGGACAUCAUCCCCGCCUCCGGCCUCGAUGCCUACCUCUUCGUUCGCUUCCUCCGCAUGCUCACCCGCAUCUUCGCACCCAUAUGGGUCAUCAGCUGGCUCAUCCUGCUCCCUCUCGACGCAGUAGGUGGCAGCGGGGAUGGGUUGGAAAGAUUCACCUUCGGCAACGUCUCGCGCCAGAACACGAGCCGCUACUGGGCGCACCUCAUCCUCGCCUGGGUCUUCACGAUCCACAUCCUGCGCGUCCUCACGCGCGAGAUGGGCUACUUCGUCCGGAAGCGGCAGCAGUUCCUCGUCAGCAAGGCGCAUGCGGGGACGGCGCAGGCGGCGACUGUUCUGAUCACUGGCGUGCCGGCGUCGUAUCUGACGGAGGAUGCGCUGUGGAAGCUGUUCCGCGAUAUGCCGGGCGGGGUGAAGAAGAUGUGGAUCAAUCGCGACCUCGGCUCCCUCCCCGACGCUUACGACGAGCAGGUGGCCCUUUGUGCCAAGCUCGAGAGCGCGGAGACAGAGCUUGUGCGCAAUAGGGUUAAAGCUCGGAUAAAGGCGCAGGAAAAACUGGACAAGGAGGCGAAGAAAGGCAAGGGGAAGAAGGGCAAGAGCACCGACUCCCCGAGUGGCUCGCCGACCAUCGGCGCCACGAACGAAUCGUCUGGCAACAGCUCUGCGACGGCUACCGACGGCGCGAACGACCCCCUCAAAGAGGCAGAGCUCGCAGUUCCGCGGCCCACCCAUAGGCUGGGCUUCCUAGGCUUGUGGGGCGAGAAGGUGGACACGAUUGACUACUGCCGCAAGGAGAUCGCGCGGUUGGAGGUCGUGCUCGAGGAGGGGCGCGCGCGGCUCGCGGCGAUCAACGCGGCAUCGAGGGAGACCGCGCGGGCCAAUAUCGCGCGUGUCAAACGGGAGGAGAGGCGGAAGACGGGGAUCGCGCAUCCGGAGGAUCAUUUUGAGGUCGGCGGAGGCGCCAUUGAUGAUGCGGUGAACAAGGAGGGAGAGGGAGAGGGAGAGAAGGGCGCACCGGUAUUGCGGGUGUCGACGGAGGAGGGAGGCGCGAGGGGGAGUAUCGAGAGGGAUGUGUCGCCGGUGUCGAGGCCUUCGGAGGAGGAUGCGCUGGCGCCGAGGCCGUCGUUUGACCCGGGGACGCCGUUGCCGCAGGAUGAAGGUGUCCGCCACUCCCUCGAGACCGGCGAGACCUCCAUGGGCCGCACGUCCACCGCCACCGACCGCCAACGGCGCAAGUUCAUGGACGAGGGCGUCCGCCAGGUCGGCGAGGGCGUCAAGCAGGUCGGCAACGUCGGCAAGCAGGUCGGGAACGCCGGCCUCCAGGUCACGCGCGACGUCGGGUACGCGGGGCUGCAGGCGGGCAAGGACAUGACGCGCGAUCUCUCCUCGGUGGGCAAGCAGGUCGGCGAGGUCGGCAAGCAUGUGGGGAAGCAGGCGUUAGGCUUGGUCGGGCUGGCGUCGAAGGACGAUAGCUACCCGCCGUUGAAUAGUGCUUUCGUGACGUUCCAGAAGCAGAUCGGCGCGCAUAUGGCGGCGCAGGUUCUGCUGCACCACGAGCCGUACCGGAUGAGCAAGACGUAUAUUGAGAUGGCCCCCGACGAUGUCAUCUGGUCAAACCUGGGCAUGAACCCGUAUGAGGCGCGCGUGCGCAUAGCGAUCUCGUGGGCCGCGACGGGGGCGCUCAUCGUCUUCUGGGCGUUCCCUGUGGCGUUCGUCGGUAGUGUCAGCAACAUAUACACGCUGUGUGGCACGGUCAAAUGGUUGACGUGGAUAUGCGACCUGCCGACUGUGGUCACUAGUAUCAUUUCUGGUAUCCUUCCCCCCGUUGCGCUUGCCAUCCUGAUGGCACUUCUGCCCGUUGUGCUUCGCCUGCUCGCGCGCUUUGAGGGCGUGCCCAGGUAUUCGGGGCUCGAGCUGAGCUUGAUGACGCGGUACUUUAUCUUCCAGGUCGUCCACUCCUUCCUCGUCGUCACGCUCUCUUCUGGAAUCAUUGCUUCGCUCGAGGACUUGCUGAACAACCCGACUUCGAUCCCCAAUUUACUUGCAAGCAAUCUACCGAGCGCUAGCAAUUUCUUCUUGACCUAUAUCAUCUUGCAAGGUCUUUCGGGCACGGCCGCCGGCUUCUUGCAGAUCGUGCCCCUUGCGCUGUACUAUGUCAAGCUGUUCGUCUUGGGCAGUACUCCGAGGGCGGUUUAUGGAAUCAAGUACCAAUUACGUAACGUCGCUUGGGGCACCCUAUUCCCAGGUGUUACGCUGCUCAGUACUAUCGCCAUCGGGUACUCCAUCAUCUCACCAAUUAUCAACGGCCUCGCCUGCUUCACUUUCUUCGCCUUCUACGAGCUCUACAAGUACCUAUUCCUGUGGCAGCUGCAGCAGUCUCCCGCAUCUGACACCGGCGGCCUCUUCUUCCCCAAGGCAAUUCAGCACGUCUUCGUCGGCAUGUACGUGCAACAGGUCUGCCUGUGUGCGCUGUUCUUCCUCGUGCGGGACGACAACCACCAUGCGAAGGCGGUGCCGCAGGGCGCGCUUAUGGUCGUGCUGAUCAUCUUGACGGCCUUCUACAACCUCAUCCUGUCGAACUCGUAUGGCCCGCUGUUGAGUGCGCUGCCGCUUUCGUUGAAGGACAAGACGUUUGGGUAUGAGGAGGAUGAAGAUGAGGUGGACGAGAACGCCACGAACGGGAAGCGCAAGAGCACCUUUUACCAGGCCGCGGAAACCGAGAAGGGCGUCUCGAGCGCCGUUGAACCCCGCCAAAUUGCCGGUGGGGAGGGCGAGAAGAGGCGGACCACCUUCGCUAGCGACGGCAAGAACGAAAAGGACGUCAGCGUGCGAGACUUCGCUGCCGGAGACGUCGAGGCUGGCGAGGCUGGCCACGCCUACCCCCCGACCAAGGUGGAGGACCAGGGCGCCCCACGCGUGUUCCCCCAACCGAAGUCGGCGGAUGAGUACGGGUUCGCCCAUCCUGCGGCGUCGCGCCCGCAGCGUACGGUUUGGAUUCCGGCGGAUGAUCUUGGGCACGGCGAAGAGGAGGCUCGCGCAUGCCGAGACGCUGGUGUGAACGCCAGCACGCACGAUGCGAUCGUCGACCCGAAGGGCAAGGUGGACAUCCUCGGUCCGCCGCCCGACGUGGUCAGGGAAGACUAGACGCAAACAUCAGCUGCAGUUCUUCAAAUCUCUCGCUUCCAAUAUUUCUUGUCGAUACGUGCUUGAUGAUGAAGACGACGAAGAGACCUGACCAGCAUUCGGUCGGCUUAUGACUAACUACUUACUCGAUACCCUUUCCAAAGCUGUGCUUUCUCUCUUUACACGUAGAUUUACUGUAUACAUAGCGCUGCUGCGCUCACAGUAUUCAUACUGUACGUACUCACAAGAUGUAUCGCCCUAACGUCAAAUAGCUUUUGCUCGACGAGACUCCAUUGGCCUGCA